Molecule: messenger RNA, 1182 nt
Organism: Cordyceps fumosorosea ARSEF 2679
Lineage: Eukaryota; Fungi; Ascomycota; Sordariomycetes; Hypocreales; Cordycipitaceae
Product: chitinase
Exons: 1
Coding region: 1-1182 (393 amino acids)
Biological process (GO): chitin catabolic process; carbohydrate metabolic process
Cellular component (GO): extracellular region
Molecular function (GO): chitin binding; chitinase activity
Source: RefSeq, a predicted model, not a curated record
AUGCGCGUAACUCAGUAUCUUUCCGUCCUGCUGGCCUUCGCCACCACUGGCAUUCUGGGAAAGAAUGUCGUUGGUUACUACCCUUCGUGGAAGAAGCAGUACAUCGACUCUAUGGACCUGAGUUUGUACACGCAGAUCAACUUUGCCUUUGCCAUCCCCGCGCGCGACGGAUCCUUCUCCUUUGACGGGGAUUGGUUCCUGCCGCAAGUCGUCUCGUCCCUGCACAGCAAGGGCGUCAAGGCCGUCAUGUCCAUCGGCGGCUGGACCGGCUCCAACUACUUCUCGCUGAUCCUCAAGGACGCGACCGCCAGCGCCAACAUGAUCCGCAACAUCAUCCGGUACAUCCAGGCCAACAACCUGGACGGCGUCGACCUCGACUGGGAGUACCCGGGCCGCCUCGGCGACAACUGCAACGCCUUCGACCCGCAGGCCGACUCCGCCAACUACCUCGUCUUCCUGAAGAAGCUGCGGUCGCAGAUGGACGCGACCUUUGGCGCGCGCGGCAAGCUGCUGACCCUCGCCCUGCGCGUCGAGCCCUUUGACGGGCCCUCCGGCCCCCUCAAGGACGUCUCGGCCUACGCGGCGGUGGUCGACUUUGGCAGCCUGAUGCAGUUCGACAUCAACGGCGGUUGGAACAACGUAACGGGCCCCAACGCGCCGUUCAACUUCCAGCCCGGCGGACCGGGCUUGCAGGUGUCGUUCGUGUCCUCCAUCGACGCCUGGACGGCCGCGGGGUGGCCGGCGGCGAAGCUCAACGCCGGAUACGGGUUCUACGGGCGCGCGACGACGGCGCUUGUAGAUAUGAGGAAGGACCCGAACAACCAGUACCAGCCGCAGUCGAACGUGGUGCCGCUCGGCGAUCGCGAGGACGCGCCGUGGUACGACGCCUGCGCGGGCGCGACGGCAAACUCGGGCACGUGGCAGUGGAAGCACCUCCGAGACCAGGGUGUGCUUUCGAGCCCGACGACGGCAAGCGCGCCGUGGGUGCGGCAGUGGGAUAGCACGUCGCAGACGCCGUGGCUGUUCAACCCGCAGACGAAAACGUUCAUCUCGUACGACGACCCGCAGAGUCUCAAGAUCAAGGCCGAUUAUGCGGCGUCAAAGGGCUUGGCGGGCGCGAUGGUCUGGUCGCUGAACAUGGACUCGCCGACAAAUGAUUUGCUGAAUGUUAUUCGACGUUAA